AAAGAAACCCACAGGGAGAUGACACAGAGGACAUUUGCACAAACGGAGCAGACUUCACAGAACUUUAGAGACUCCGCAGUGAUUGCUCUUAACAGUGGAACUACUGAAGCUUCUUUCCCAAAGUCUCGUAGUUGUACCUGAUAGAGCUUUGGCCGGAGCUGGGGAAGCACGACCUGUCCCUCCGUCUCUCCGCUAUGGGAGUGGAAUGCCCUUUGUGUCUUUCUCACCGCGGUACCUGGUUCACAUUACAAGAGCUUCAUCUACUUGAAACUGGUUCUUAGCUGCUGGUUUUGGCGGUCGGUGGUCGGUGGGAGAGCUGCGAUGAACGGGGCGGCUCUCGGCCUCUGUAACAUGGUGACAAGGCACAUACGCUGAUACACGGCCCUUCUCAUGUACCAUCUGAGGACAAUGGCCAGCAUGAUGAGAGUUUUUCUGAUCCUUCUUUGGACAAUGAACUUGGUUGAGGCAAAUGUACCUCAAGCUGCAGGAGUUCAGGUUUUCCCACCUGUUAACUUCACCCUUACAGUCUCUGCGUUAGCACAAGUACUUUUACACUGGAAACCAAACCCCAAUCAAGAACAAAAAAACUACACGAUUAGAUAUGAUGUGAAAAUCCUAAGCCCUGUGCCUGAAGAGUAUGAUACAAAGAAGACUUACAGUAUCCAAACAGCUGCACUUCACAACGGUUUCUCCGCACACAUUCGGACAUUACUUUUCCAUAACGACCUUCAGAUGAGAAGUGACUGGGUGAAAGAAGAACUUCCGCCUCUGCCAGGUGCCCCAGAGACAUCUGUCACUAAUUUGUCCUGUGUUACUCGCAUCACCAUUUCUAGUACUGUUUCUCUCCAUUGCUUGUGGCUUCCUGGCCCAGGGGCACCAGAAGAUACUGAGUACUUUCUAUUUUACAGGUAUGAGACACACACUGAAGAAUGUCGAGAUUAUAUGAAAGACAAGUGGAACAGGAAUACUGAGUGCAGAUUUUUAGUGACUCAUAUUGAUCCUGAAGAGGUUGACAAACUCAUUGUAGUACACAUUAACGGGUCUAGCAAGUAUGCUACAAUCAAGCCUUUCCAGCAGUUAUUUAACCAAAAUGCCAUUGAGAAAGUGAAUGUUCCCAGAAAUGUCACUGUAUUCUUGGAGCAAAAUGAUCUCCUGGCCACAUGGGAGAAGCCAGUUUCUCCUUUUCGUAAAGAAUGUUUUGAAUAUGAAUUUUACCUCUCCAACUUGAAGUCAGGCAACAGACAGAUAUUGAAAAUAUCCUCAAAUGACUUCAGAUUACGGAUUGAUGUCACCAGCAGGUAUUCCGUACGAAUAAGAGCUAAUCAUCACAUAUGCUGUAUGAGAGGAUUUUGGAGUGACUGGAGUGAAAUUAUUUAUGUUGGGCAAAACAAACUGGAGAAUCUUGCAGCCUGGAUUCUCGCUGUGCUUUGUGUGUUCACGUGCUGCGCGUUCCUGCUUGUUGCUACAAUAUGCAAAAUAAACCACGUAUGGAGUAAACUGUUCCCACCAAUUCCAACACCCAGCAACAAAUUCCGAGAUCUCUUCCCAAAUGACUACGAGAGAGCACGUACCUGCACCAGCGAGACAGAGACCGAGUUCGGGAGCUUCGCUGAGGAUCCCUACUGCGUCGCCCUCGAUGACUCUGUCUUCUGAGAGGCUGCGGGGCUGGCGA
Chroicocephalus ridibundus (black-headed gull) is the source of this 1672-nucleotide messenger RNA. It is a transcript of the gene IL5RA, whose product is annotated as interleukin 5 receptor subunit alpha. Gene Ontology annotation, cellular component: external side of plasma membrane; membrane. The record is from RefSeq and is a predicted model, not a curated record. The coding region runs from base 391 to 1653 and encodes 420 amino acids. Gene Ontology annotation, biological process: cytokine-mediated signaling pathway. Gene Ontology annotation, molecular function: protein binding; cytokine receptor activity. Lineage: Eukaryota; Metazoa; Chordata; Aves; Charadriiformes; Laridae. The transcript is spliced from 12 exons.